AAAUUGAAAAUAGUUAUUGCAAAUUUUAUCGAGCAAUGUCUCGAGAAAGUUCGUUUUCAUGUUUCUCAACGCAAUAUUUUGCAAUGAAGUUUUUACUUUUAAUAUCAUUCGCCUUGGCAGCGGUUUCUUCAACUCAAAGUACGAAUUUGAAUGAGACACUGCGUCAUGACGUCACAACUCUUCUGAACAAUACCAUCGCAAAAACUUUCCAAACAAUGGAUUCAGAUACGAUCGAAAAAUUUGUUCUCAGCAUGGAGACUCGAAAUUCGUUCACUUUCGAAACAUAUGCCAACUGUGAAUUAGGACCUUUUAAAAACGAGUUCUACUUCACAAAUAUCACUGUAACCCCAAUCAAGGUAGAAUCUGCCAACAUGCGACAUGAAUUUAAUCGCAAUAGAGUUAUCUUCUUCUUCCGCCACCUAUUCAUUGAAAUGAAGGGAUACUUGGGAGCAACCCCAGAUAUAGCUCAUGUGGGUUUCGCACGAUCUCUGGAUUUCGAAAACAUCUCCAUUUACGUAACAGCAGAACCACUAAAAGAUCUCACAAAGAACGAAUUUAAUCCGUACAUUGAGUUCAUACUCUACGAAGGUUACGAAUCUAAUUACACACAUUCGCCCUGGUUUCACGAAGACUUGGCAUUAGAUAUCCGACACGAUCUGGAAAGACGGAUCAAAUAUUUCUUACCAUCCUUAUUCGAGUUCAAUUUACAAAACAAUGAUAACUUCAGGCAAACACUACGAGUGCAUGCAAUGCUUUCUCGCUACGCUGAAGACGAAAUCACUUCGCUUUCUCUUUUUGAUAUUUUUGAAACGAAACAUUACUUCUUUAUACCGAAUAUCACUUCUCUACAUCGUACCCUGAGUAAUAUCACCAUCACAGGAAUGCACAAUUUUCAUAGUCACUCGUUCGCUGAAAAUUUCGGUCAAACUACCAGCACUCUGACGAUUAAAGAUGUUCGAGGAACCACUAAUUUACAUUACGAUGGUCGAAAUUUUACAAUUUUUCCAUUAUACUUCGAGGUGGAUUGCAUUUCGAUAACGGUUCUUCGAAAAGAGCAAAGUAUCAAUGUGACUGCGCACAAUUACACGGUUAUUGAAACCAAAAUGAACGUCUCGUUGACAGAAUAUCAGUCCAAGUGGGUAAUGGAGGGAAUUCAAUUGGCGAUUGCUUCUUCGAUAAUGCCAUCGUUGAAAUAUUACAGAAGCAGGAAUGAUUCGGCCAAUUCACUCGAAGAACACCCGAUUUUAAAAAUAAGCACGAAAUUAUCUCAGCAAUUCGAAGGUAGCACGAUACAAAAACUGUAUGAUACAUGGAACAUAACGAUACCUGAAAGCUUCAAUGCAGAAUCAAGUAUCCAAAUAGAAUCAAACAUUUACAAUAUUUCUAUCGAUGCUAAACCGGAAACAGCAUUAAGACCGUAUCCAGAUUGUAUCCAAUGUUGUCUCUACAGCAACUUGCAGUUCCACUACACAAUCCCUUCUUGGCUCGGGAAAAUCAGCGUGCUCAAUACCACUCACGAAUUCGACGAAAUUGAAUUCCGAAUGGGGAGAGUUAUCAUCGUGCUAGUCAAACAAAAUAAUACGAACGAUUUCGAAUUAUUAUUGCACACCUCUGUAACAACUGACGUAGAACUGCUCUCAAAUCCAUACAAUUUCACACAUAACGAGCGAUUGGAAAUAGAACAAAAAACGCAACAAUUGAUUGUUUCAUUUAUUGAGAAAACAGUCCCCCUGUUUGCAAGACCACCGCUUUCUUCACCAUUAGACCACUGUACCUCACCAGUUAAAAUUUUCGACGACUUCCUGCCUUUCUACGCCGAUUACGAAUUACCCUUACGUGUACCUAAUAGCACGAUAUCGAAAAUAAACAACGUAAUAAUCACACAGUGGACGAAAUCAUCCAUCGCUUCUGUCUGGUUUAACCAAGACCGUUUCAAUGGCACCGUGAAGUUAUCGACAUCCGUUGAUUUAGAAUUUGCAGAGGCUAAAAUUGGCAUGCAUUUUAACGAAGAACCAUUUUAUAAAAGGCAUUUAAUAUUGACUACUUUAGUAAUACGAAAUUACACAGAUGAAGGAGAGAUAGCAGUGGGUUUAAAUUCGAGUCCGUUGGAUUACGUUCCUCAAAACAAUAAAACGGUCACUUUUUCUAUUCCGGAAAUCGUCUCUAUUGACAUGAAAUUACGAAGUAUACUUGGCGAAUGUUUCAAUAAUCUUACCAGUAUCGUUUUUUAACAUAAUUUUUAUUACUAUCGUAUUAUUAAUUCUGUGCCAAUUAAACUAAUGAAAUUCUUUUUUA
Planococcus citri (citrus mealybug) is the source of this 2295-nucleotide messenger RNA. RefSeq lists its product as uncharacterized. Lineage: Eukaryota; Metazoa; Arthropoda; Insecta; Hemiptera; Pseudococcidae. The transcript has 7 exons. The coding region runs from base 36 to 2231 and encodes 731 amino acids. The record is from RefSeq and is a predicted model, not a curated record.